Molecule: messenger RNA, 1052 nt
Organism: Gigantopelta aegis
Lineage: Eukaryota; Metazoa; Mollusca; Gastropoda; Neomphalida; Peltospiridae
Product: DNA repair protein RAD51 homolog 4-like
Exons: 9
Coding region: 21-953 (310 amino acids)
Biological process (GO): telomere maintenance; DNA strand invasion; reciprocal meiotic recombination
Cellular component (GO): replication fork; Rad51B-Rad51C-Rad51D-XRCC2 complex; centrosome
Molecular function (GO): four-way junction DNA binding; single-stranded DNA binding; ATP binding
Source: RefSeq, a predicted model, not a curated record
GCGAAGUUAUUUCCUUGUCAAUGUCUUUACUAAAACCUGGUAUUUGUCAAGCAUUUACCGAAGAAGUUGGUGAACUGUUAAGACAGGCUGAUAUUCGAACAGUUAAAGAUUUUAUAACUAGAGAUCCAGAGGAAUUGUCGCAAAAAUGUUCCAUACCUUUCCAUGAUGUUGUUGCAAUUCGACGGGUUCUGCUAGCCCAGUAUUCAGCAUUCCCUGUCCGAGGGUGUGAUGUGUAUGAUGCUGCUGUGCUGUCCACUGCCCUGCUGUCUACAGCAUGUGAUGAAGUAGAUCAACUAUUGGAUGGUGGUCUGUAUACAGGGGAGGUAACCGAGUUGGCUGGGGAUAUUGCUGCUGGUAAGACACAGAUUUGCCUUUCUAGUGCUGCAUGCAUUGCACACGAUAACAAACAGAAUGUGGUCUACAUUGACACAAGUGGUGGAUUUUGUGCUGAAAGGAUUGCUAAAUUUCUCUCAGCUCGUCAGCACUUAGAUGAGUCAAACAUUGAAUUAAUAUUGCAGCGCAUAAAGUGUAUCCACGUGUACGACAUCUUUGAAAUGUUUGCUUGUUUGGAGGAAAUAAAAAGUCACCUUAUAAAACAGUCGUGCUCCUUCUACAGUGGUCUGAAGCUUGUUGUUGUUGAUUCUGUGGCUUCAGUCGUGUACCCAGUACUUGGAGGCCAACAGAUGGAUGGGCAUGGUCUGAUGGUUCUCUUGGGUCAGAAACUCAAGAUGUUGGCUGUAGAUUUCUCUCUAGCAGUUCUUAUCACCAACAACCUGGUGUCUGGUGAUGGGGGUCAGCGAACGGCAAGUUUAGGCAGAACCUGGUCUCACGUUCCUCACACACGACUUGUUCUACAAACACGGGAGGACAAUAAAGUAACAAGACGGGCAACUCUAGUCAAGAGUCCCAGGAUGUUAACUCCACUGUCAACAGACUUCACAAUCUCAGAGUGAAUGACUGCAAUAUUUGUCACACAUAAUUAGUACUUAACAGCGUAGCCAUGGUAACUGCUGCCUGAAGACUUGUGAAACCAGUACUAGAUGUGUCCCCGG